AGAAGAACGUCUAUACUGUGGCAGAAUCAGUUGCUACAGAACUUGUCUUACAGAGCAUUACCGGGCCACUUGGUUCUAUUGAACCAGAUGAGUCCUCGAAGAAUAAAUUGAAAGACCCCAAAGCUGUCAAAUCUGGUAGGUCAUCCCAUGAAGAAAAAGAAGGUAACAAAGUCACAAGAAGAGAAAAGAUCUAGGCCGCGAAAGAUGAUGGAGUUUCACAAUAUCAAGAUAAGCCAGGUUGAGCUAUGUGUUACUUACGAAGGAUCUAGAUUUGUUGUAAAUGAUCUUAAGUUGCUGAUGGAUACAUUUCACCGUGUUGAGUUCACCAGCACUUGGCGGAGACUCUUUUCGCGGGUUAAGAAGCAUAUCAUUUGGGGAGUUUUGAAUUCUGUGACGGGAAUGCAGGGUAAGAAGUUCAAGGACAAGGCUAACAGUCAGAGGGAACCCAGUGGAUCGGGUGUUCCGGAUAGUGACCUUAAUUUCAGUGACAAUGAAGGUCAGCCAGAACAGCCUGACCAGAAUCCUAUAACGUUUCUCAAGCGUCCAAGUGACGGAGCAGGUGAUGGAUUUGUCACUUCCAUCAGAGGCCUUUUCAAUACUCAACGUCGCAAGGCCAAAGCAUUCGUACUGCGAACCAUGAGGGGUGAAGCAGAGAAUGAUUUCCAAGGAGAUUGGAAUGAAAGUGAUGCAGAGUUCUCUCCACUUGCUAGGCAGCUCACUAUAACGAAAGCUAAGAGACUUAUCCGGCGGCAAACGAAAAAUUUCCGUUCAAGAAAAGGUUCAUCCUCACAACAGAGAGAUUCACUCGCAUCCUCGCCAAGGGAGACCACUGCAUUCGAGAGUGAUUCUUCGAGUGGAUCCUCGCCCUACGAAGAUUUUAAUGAGGGAAACAUUUUGUCCUCCAGAGAGGUUCCUUGAAGGCGGCUUUAAGAAACCCCAGUCGAGAAGGGGAGUAAAAUGAGACAAUAUUAUUUGUUCUAGUCGGGUGGCCACUAUAGAAAGAAGGAUUUCAGGUGCCAUGUUCAUCAUCCAAGGACGCACGAGGAAGAUUGAUGCAUCCCUUGGUAUCGCUUCGAGACCGUGCAUUUGUGCAGCAGAAGACAGACUAACUUCGAGCAAUGCGGGUUGAAGCCAUCUCUCACGCCUUGAUGGUCUUCGGCCUCGGGAUGUAAUACUAUUUGCCACAAGGGGCUGGUUGUAUAGUUUUGUAAGUUGAGCUGAAGAAAACAGAGGGUCCUAAAUUUGAAGAGCUCUCGGUUAAUUUCCCUAAAUCUGUACAUAGAUUCAAAUAUAAAUUUUGAAAUAAAUGAAUGUAGAAUCUCUCCCUCCUAAA
Molecule: messenger RNA, 1333 nt
Organism: Malus domestica (apple)
Lineage: Eukaryota; Viridiplantae; Streptophyta; Magnoliopsida; Rosales; Rosaceae
Source: RefSeq, a predicted model, not a curated record